UCUAGCCAAGGAGAGGCGCUGUUAUCACAGAUGACGAACUACCUCUAUUUGUUGGAGGACUAUGUUGUAAAAUCUUUCAAUUAGUUAUAUUUCGAUAUAGUUCUAAUGUUGGAAGAUUUGGUCGAUUGCGCAAUUAACAACUUAACUGGAGGAUGCACCACUUCAACGACCCAAAGCCAAGGUUGUAUUGUUGUUGAGGACAAUGCCGUUUUAUUCUGACUGACUGGUUAGCUGCUAGCCAACAGUUGGAGUAGCUAGCUACCCAGCUAGCUAAUCUUAAAAAGUCACGUCUCCAGCUGACCUGCUAACCUAACUUAAUUUACGUUAACAUUUAUUGUAAGGGAUAUAUCUCGCUAGUUUAGUGUUUUUCUAUGCGUUGUUUGUUUAGCCUUUGUGCAACCAUAGGCAUUGGGUUUUGGGUGUUUUAUUAUAAGGUUAGCUUGUUAGCUACGAAUAGUCGCUUGCUGUAACUGGAGCCAAAAGUCUGACUUCAUUUAACAAAAAUGAGAUAGAAGGAAGACACCAAGUACAUUUCCCGCUGAUUUAGCGGCUCUGAAUUGGAUCGAAAGCUUUGUGUGUGAGGCCUGCAGGUCGGGCUUUCACCGAGCUAGAGUAGGGCCGAACGCCGCCUGUGAACACUCUUAGCCCAGCUGCUAGGCUGGAGGCCGGGGAUUUGAAGAAAUGGAACGAAUGGAAGUGGACCAGUGCGCAGGCGCAACUACCGGGAGCGGAGGAGGGGCUCUUCGUAGAUCGAACAGCGCCCCCAUGAUUACAAGUGUCAGUGAUGGUAUGACAGUGUUCAGUCCAACUAGUUCAGCCCGGUAUCGGCGAAGCAGUGUCUCUGUGAAUCCCAGUUGCCCUUAUCGGGCCGUCCCCCUGUCCCCUUUCUCAUUGGGUGGUGAGAGACCAGACCACAAAAGGCAGGUUGAGAAUAUGGAGAUGACACUCAGGGGGAGUCUUCAGAGACUAAGUGCUUCCAACCUGGUCCCUCCUCCUGUCAGUCACUGGCAUGACUAUUCAUCAGGGGGAUUCCAUUCACAGGACAGUGGUGUCACACCCAAUUCGUCCCCUAGUCCAACUCGAAGGUUCAGGGGGCCUACAGUCAGUUCUACUGUGAGAUGGCCUGCCCUAACUCCACUGAAAAGGAAAGGUAAGAACGGUGCUUCAAGAAUAGUGCUUACUUUGCUCAGGUGUGUGUGUGUGUGUGUGUGUGUGUUUGUCUGUGUCCUCUCCUCCAUCCUGUUGUUCUGCCAUGUAGGAGGAGUGGAGUCUGAUGGCCCGCCCAAGAAGCUGUUUGUUGCCGGGGUAACAGAACCUGCUCACCGGACUAGUUACACAGUCAGUGUGUCCCAGGCGUCUGCAGACUCUCCUACAGGUGGUGUGUCUGUGUGUGAUGCCAGUCCCCAGGGUAGUCCACUGUCCCUGUCUCCUCCCCCCUCUUACCAGCCCAACAUCUAGACACCCUAACACCAGGAGCCUAUCAUAGGCCAGGACUACAGUCAGCCUGUCAGGGCCCUGGAUCCCUCUCAACACAGCCUCACUGACCCAGUCCACCUAUCAGAGCCUGGGAAUCAACUCAGUAAGCCUAUCAGAACCCUAGUUUCUACGCAAUCUGCCUAUCAGGGAGCACUCCUCUCUCUCAAACCAUCAGAGCCUUGGGGAAACAUAUUCCUUGGCUCCUGAAGUAAUCAGAUCUGGAUUUGUAAUCAAGAUAAUAUCUAGAUGUUAUACAAAGACUGGCACCCGUGCUUUGUUAAUCAGAAGGUUGCAGGAAAUGACCUGCUAAAGGAAGUUGGUGACCAGCGCAUUGUAAGGUGGUGUCAGGGUGAAGAGAUUGUGAUGACAAUGGGAAAGAACUUAGAAAAUCGUUUGACUAAAUUCUGGACUCACUUUUCGCUGUAGUUGACAUGUGGGUUGUGUUGUGAUAACCAAUGUCAACUAUGGUUGUGUUUUCCUUGUUGGGAUUUUGUUUAUCUCAUAUCUAGAGGUGUUACUGGUACUGUAAAACAGAAUGAGUUCUUCCAAUAGUCAAGAAAAGGCCUUGUCUGAAGUUGUGUUCAGGGGUAACGGUGAGGGAACGUUAUAUCCCACUGAACGGGACCCAAUAGUCCAGUAUUCUUUGAUAGUCCAGAAGUUAGCGCUCAAACAUGAGACAUUAAGUCACCACAGCGGACUGCCGAGCCGGUGGUGGCUCUGAGUUUGUCUAUAUGUGAAUAGUGUAUUGAUAUGUGAAUACGCAGAUAUAAGCAGGGCUGCCUUUAUGGCCCCUCACUUUCUCUGGCUGUGGGGGUUUGUACUGUAAAUAUAGAAUCCCCAAGCAAAGCUCUGCCCAGAGGACCCUCCCAAUCCUGGUCCUUAAGGGCCCAAUCCUAAUGAUUGUUCUGCGUGGAUACUGGUAACUCAAAUUUUAGCACAAAUCUGUCAUUAACAUGACAGAGCAAUUCCGCUGUAUCAGAGUGACACAAACCACGUUUCCAUCCACAGUUUUUAUGCUAGUAAAGUCAUAUUGUAUA
Salmo salar (Atlantic salmon) is the source of this 2513-nucleotide messenger RNA. The record is from RefSeq and is a predicted model, not a curated record. Lineage: Eukaryota; Metazoa; Chordata; Actinopteri; Salmoniformes; Salmonidae.